AUGAUCCGCUCCGGGAUCUACAUGGCUGCACGGCACGUGCAGGUGCGGAGCAUCGCAUCCGGCAAAGAUUUGCCCACUGUUCGUUUGCAUGAUGCUAAACGAAAGGACGUAGACGACAUUAUAACGCCAUCUGUUCCAAAGGUUCCUGUAACCGUGACGGGCAACGAAGCCGCAGAAAUUGGUGGAAGACCUGUGGAACAUACGCAAGAGCGUAUUGUCCGCAUAUUCCGUCCCGCACGAGAGUCUCCGCAGACGGCGUGGGGAAACACCAAAGCUUGGAGGAUCGAGCUCGAUAAUCGCCAGCGAUGGGAGAAUCCACUGAUAGGAUGGUGUAGCUCGUGA
Cooperia oncophora is the source of this 342-nucleotide messenger RNA. The record is from the annotation of a GenBank genome assembly. NCBI's taxonomy places the organism in Eukaryota, Metazoa, Nematoda, Chromadorea, Rhabditida, Trichostrongylidae.